CCAUGAAGGAGUCUGUGAAGGCAUCACCGCCGUCCUUGAGCUCGGGGUGGGGCAGACAGGAGCAGAUCUCGGCCCAGAGGUCCUCGCUGGACCGGGGCACCACGGAGUCCACGCUCUCCAUCAUCCUCAUCCUGGAGUCCUGGGAUGGGGGAAUAAACGGCCGCUGCCGUGCCCUUGGGAUGAGCCGCCUGCCGCGCCGCGCGGUGCUGGCACUCAUGGGGCUGCUGUUCGCCAGGACCAUGGCCUGGACAUCCAGCGGGAAGACACACGCGGAGCUGGUCAACAACCUCUACAAAAAAGGGAUCGUUAAGUCCCAGCGAGUCUUCGAUGUGCUGUUGGCCACAGACAGAGGUCACUACAUCAAGUAUUACCCAUACAUGGAUUCUCCUCAAUCCAUUGGCUACAAGGCCACGAUCAGCGCCCCACACAUGCACGCCCACGCCCUGGAGCUGCUCAAGGAUCAGCUGGUGGAAGGUGCCAAGGCGCUGGACGUGGGCUCUGGAAGCGGAUACCUCACCGCGUGCUUCGCCAGGAUGACCGGCCCGACAGGGAAAGCUGUGGGAGUGGAGCACAUCAAGGAGCUGGUGCACGAAUCCAUCCGGAAUGUCCAAGAAGAUGAUCCGACGCUGCUCAGCUCCGGCCGUGUGAAGCUCGUGGUUGGAGACGGCAGGCAGGGAUACCCCGAGGAGGCUCCGUAUGACGCGAUCCACGUUGGAGCGGCCGCAGCGACCGUCCCCAAGGAGCUGCUGAACGAGCUGAAGCCGGGUGGGAGGCUGAUCCUGCCCGUGGGGCCCGAGGAAGCAAACCAGGUGCUGAUGCAGUACGACAAAACCAGCGACGGGCGCAUCGUGGAGACCCAGCUCAUGGGCGUCAUCUACGUCCCUCUGACUGACAAGGAAAAGCAGUGGCCUCGGGAUGAACUCUGACAUAUGGAUGGAUAUCCCUAAAGGCACCUCAGAAAGCUCAUGAGUGGGACUUAGGCCUGUAGAUGGUCGGUAUGGUUUUGCUUUUUAACGGAAAUUUUAUCCGUGGAUAAAGGGAAGGGAAGUUCUGCUUCAGCAGAGCUCAUUCCGGAGGGAUGGAGAACGAGGGCAGGACCAGAGGAGGCUCUUGGAGGCCACGGCAGCUUCCAGGGAGCGGAUCCGGGUAACUCCAGCUACCCUCUCCAAUAAACUACAGAUAACAUCACAGAAUUCCAGAAGCAGACAGGAAUACUUAAACCUUCACUAAAACAACUUUAAUAUCGACUACUCUGCUUUAACGCUUGGUGAAAAGAAGUCACAAUUAGUGUCUCAGAGCAGUGAGACUGAUUUGUGUGUUUUUAAUUAUGGGAAUUCUGGUCGUGCAACCACUAAUUUAAUCUUGGGCAGCAACACUGAAAUUUGGGGUUAAGGAAAAAAUUCUCAUUUCUUUUGAUUUUUUCUGUUUGGGGUUAUGAAAAAUGCUCAUUACUUCUGGGUUUGGGUUUUUUUUUCUGUUCAGGGUUAAGAAAAGUUCUCAUUUCCUGGGUGGUUUUUUUGUGGUGUGUUGUGGGGUUUUUUUGUUUGUUUGGUUGUUUUUUUGGGGGUUUUUUGUUUUGUUUUGUUUGGGUUUUUUUGUUUGUUUGGGUUUUUUUUGUUUUGGUUUUUUUUUUCCGUUUGGGGUUAUGAAAAAUUCCGGGCUUAAGAAAAAAAGCGCAAUUCUUGGC
This is a messenger RNA of Myiozetetes cayanensis, 1687 nucleotides long. RefSeq names its product protein-L-isoaspartate(D-aspartate) O-methyltransferase-like. The record is from RefSeq and is a predicted model, not a curated record. Gene Ontology annotation, biological process: protein modification process. NCBI's taxonomy places the organism in Eukaryota, Metazoa, Chordata, Aves, Passeriformes, Tyrannidae. The transcript has 9 exons. Gene Ontology annotation, cellular component: cytoplasm. The coding region runs from base 3 to 926 and encodes 307 amino acids. Gene Ontology annotation, molecular function: protein-L-isoaspartate (D-aspartate) O-methyltransferase activity.